Messenger RNA from Pieris macdunnoughi, 444 nucleotides. The record is from the annotation of a GenBank genome assembly. NCBI's taxonomy places the organism in Eukaryota, Metazoa, Arthropoda, Insecta, Lepidoptera, Pieridae.
AUGUGUAAAAUUUUCGGAGUUCUAAGCUUGGCUUACGUCGCAGUUUUUGCGUUCGCGAUGGUGAAUUGUGAGGAUGUGUCUGAGAAGGGAUAUUUGGAUUAUCUAAGUAAAGAUAACAGCGUCGGCAGAACGUUUGGCCACAAUGCUCUCAAACGACUGUCCUUCAUCUUCUUACCGGUGAUGUUCACUCUGGGAGUCAUCUCUACUCUGUUAAUGGCGCUGGCCGUGAUAUCAGUCAAAAAUCUUGCUAUUGGUGUCAUGCUUUUAAUUGUAACAGUCAGUCAGGCUGUUUCCCGACUAUUCUCAGCAGCAGCACCUGCUGCACCCUUGGUAUUCCACCCACGCGCUGAGGUCAUCCCACCAGCUCUACCAGCUCCUUGGCCCGUAAAUGGCCCUUUGCUAUCACCCUGGGGUAGAUCCGACAACGAAGCUAUCAUCGAAUAA